CCGGCCCGCGCCGGAACUGGGGUCGGAGCACGUGGCGAGGAGGCGGGCGGCGAGGCCGGGGUCGCGCGGGGCCUCGGCGCCCGGCGGCCCGCAGUGCAGCCGCCCGCCCGCCCGGGCCCGGCGCCGCAGGGUGGGCUCGGCAGGGGCGGCGCUGAGGAGGCGCGGCCGCCCGCCUGGGGCAGGGCGCGCUGGGCUCGCGGAUCCCCGGGCGCCUCGGCCCCGGCGGCGUGUGCGGAGUGCGGGUGGCGGAGGCCGGCCCGGCCGCCCUGCCGCCCUGCGCUGGUGGACGUGCUGAAGCGGGCCACGGCCCUGGGUCGGCCUGGUCCGGCCUCCAGCCCGGUGAUGGGGCGAGUGCAGGUGGGGCCCGGGGAGAAAGGGCGGGCCGCGGGGGCGCUGGCCGCGCCCCUGCUGCCCUUAGCCGAAGGCCAGGCCCUGCGAGCCCACCCUUCCCGAAGGAGGCAGGGCCACGGGCAGGUCGCUCGCUGCGUUGUUGCGGAGUGCUGACCGGCUUGAUCCCUGUCCACCUGUUUUACCCCGGGUCUUGGUGAUGAGUGUUGUGAGCAGAGGCCCUGGGCCCUGCGCGGACUGGCCGCUCGGGAGCGCCACGGAGUAGCGGAAGGAAGGUCGGGACCUGGGGACCUUGCUCUGGCCGUGGUCCCCCUCCCCACGUGGCCAGGAGGCUUAGCGUGUUUUGUGUGCCGCCCGGGUUGGAACCUGGCGUCGUGCACACCAGGCCAGCGCUCCCCCAGCCAGCCUCGUUCCUCCAGACUUCUGAUCACAGAUAGCCCCAGAAAUUGCUACUGCUUUGCAGGCACUAGCCUAUUGCCAAGAAGCACUGGAAGCUCUUUGUGGGCGGCCUUGACUGGAGCACGACCCAAGAGACUCUGCGCAGCUACUUUUCCCAAUAUGGAGAAGUUGUAGACUGUGUUAUCAUGAAAGAUAAAACAACCAACCAGUCUCGUGGUUUUGGGUUUGUCAAAUUUAAAGACCCAAACUGUGUGGGGACGGUGCUGGCCAGCAGACCACACACCCUGGACGGCCGGAAUAUCGACCCGAAGCCAUGUACUCCUCGGGGAAUGCAGCCAGAGCGAACACGGCCGAAGGAAGGAUGGCAGAAGGGACCCCGGAGCGAUAAUAGUAAAUCAAACAAGAUCUUCGUUGGUGGGAUUCCUCACAACUGUGGUGAGACAGAGCUCAGGGAAUACUUCAAGAAAUUUGGAGUGGUCACCGAGGUGGUUAUGAUCUAUGAUGCGGAAAAGCAGAGGCCUCGAGGUUUUGGAUUUAUUACUUUCGAGGACGAACAAUCAGUGGACCAGGCUGUCAACAUGCAUUUUCACGACAUCAUGGGCAAAAAAGUGGAAGUUAAACGGGCCGAGCCUCGGGACAGCAAAAGCCAAGCGCCCGGACAGCCAGGUGCCAGCCAGUGGGGGAGCCGUGUCGUGCCCAAUGCCGCGAACGGCUGGGCAGGCCAGCCCCCGCCCACGUGGCAACAAGGAUAUGGCCCACAAGGAAUGUGGGUGCCAGCAGGACAGGCAAUUGGUGGCUACGGACCACCCCCUGCAGGAAGAGGAGCCCCCCCACCGCCCCCUCCGUUCACCUCCUACAUCGUGUCCACCCCUCCUGGCGGCUUCCCCCCUCCUCAGGGCUUCCCACAAGGCUAUGGUGCCCCACCACAGUUCAGUUUUGGCUAUGGGCCUCCACCCCCACCACCGGAUCAGUUUGCCCCUCCCGGGGUCCCUCCUCCUCCUGCCACCCCGGGGGCAGCUCCACUGGCCUUCCCACCACCUCCAUCUCAGGCCGCCCCAGACAUGAGCAAACCCCCAGCGGCCCAGCCAGACUUCCCCUACAGUCAGUAUGCAGGUUACGGGCAGGACUUGAGCGGCUUUGGACAGGGCUUCUCCGACCCCAGCCAGCAGCCCCCCUCCUACGGGGGCCCCUCAGUGCCAGGGUCGGGGGGUCCCCCCGCCGGUGGCAGUGGCUUUGGGCGAGGUCAGAACCACAACGUGCAAGGAUUCCAUCCCUACCGACGCUAGCCGCAGCGCCACACGACCCGCCCCGGCCGAGACCAGGAUUGGAGACUCGUGGACUGUGACAAUCACACCCUGGGGGGAGGGGGGAGGGCAGAGGCUUCGGAGCUGGCUGUGGGUGACUGGACUGAAGUUUUUAAAUAUAUUUCUUUCUCUGACCCAUCAGCACAAUAAAAAAAAAGUCACUGGUUCAACAACAGGGUUUAAAAAAAUGUCUUCAGCUUUAAUUAAAAACUUCAGGUUUCUUUUUCUUCUUCUUUUUUUUUUCUUUUUUUUUUUUUUUUUUUGAAUUAUUUUCCUGAGCCUUUUGUUUUACCGUAUAUUGUAAACUUUUAUGUUAAAGAAAAAAUAUACAUUUACAAAUUGUGAGAUUUUUAAGAGAAAUUUUCUACGAUGUAUACUGGCUUAUUUUUUAAUUUAAAAACAGGGUUCGGUCGGCACUGGUGGGAGGGGUCGUUUUUAGGUCCCCUCACUCCUGGCUUGGGAGUUGGGGCUUGUGGGUCCAGAGACUCUGGGAGCUACAGAAAUCUGCUGAGUGUUUUUGUUUUUGUUCACUCCUUGCUUUUGUCGGCCGGCCGGCCUGGUAGCAUCUGCAGUGUGCUGUGGAGGUGGGCGCUCUUGACUGGCCGCAUGGCAACCCUGACUUCCGCAGCCUGACCCUGGGCAGCAGGUGCGGUCUUGCUGGAAGCCCACCUCUCUCAGCACAUGGCUUCAGGGCUUUCCCAUUGACCAGUUUGACCCUGGUUUGAAUAAAGAGAAGUGCGUUUGGAUUAGAAACCCAGGUCGUGUGC
Molecule: messenger RNA, 2818 nt
Organism: Sciurus carolinensis (gray squirrel)
Lineage: Eukaryota; Metazoa; Chordata; Mammalia; Rodentia; Sciuridae
Gene: Dazap1
Product: DAZ associated protein 1
Exons: 12
Coding region: 933-2033 (366 amino acids)
Cellular component (GO): cytoplasm
Molecular function (GO): RNA binding
Source: RefSeq, a predicted model, not a curated record